This is a messenger RNA of Fibroporia radiculosa, 1140 nucleotides long. RefSeq lists its product as uncharacterized. Lineage: Eukaryota; Fungi; Basidiomycota; Agaricomycetes; Polyporales; Fibroporiaceae. Gene Ontology annotation, molecular function: protein binding. The record is from RefSeq and is a predicted model, not a curated record. The transcript is spliced from 8 exons. The coding region runs from base 1 to 1140 and encodes 379 amino acids.
AUGGCCGGAUUCGACACCGUCUUCCCCGCAGACUCGGUCGAGUUCUGUCCCCACCCCGACGCAGCCAAUCUCCUCGUCUGCGGCACAUAUCAACUCGACAAAGGCGAGGACAGUAUGUUCCCCCAGGAAGACGACUGUGGCGCAUAUACGCCUCCAGACUCUCCGCAGACACAGUCAGAGGCAAAGCAGAGCCGGAGAGGCGAAUGCUUGCUUCUCCGUGUCGAUCCUGGGCAUACAGAGCCAUUCUCCUUGCUGCAGGAGACUUCUCUCCCCGCGGUCCUAGACAUGAAAUGGUGCCAUACCGAUCCGUCUGUCCCACCGACUCUUGCUAUCGCUGAAUCGGAAGGAGACGUGACAUUACAUACGUUGCAAAUCCAGGAGGGUGCUCUAGACAAGGUCUUGACCGUACAGUGUGCACCGGAGGAUGUGCUCUGUCUGUCUCUCGACUGGUCUAAUCGUCGUUUCUCUAGCACUUCUUUGGGAUCCCUCGUAACAUCCCUCUCAGACGGGGACCUAGCUUUGCUCCGCAGCGAUAGCAACACAGGCUUGACAGUCACAGAGAAAUGGCAUGCACAUGACUAUGAACCGUGGAUUGCUGCAUGGAAUUAUUGGGACAACAACGUUGUGUACUCCGGAGGCGACGAUUUAAAGAUGAAAGCCUGGGAUAUCCGGAGAAGCUUAUCGGAACCCAUAUUCGUAAACAAACGAUUCGAUGCAGGUGUAACGACUAUCCAGAGUCAUCCUUACAUCGAACACCUCAUCGCGGUUGGCAGCUACGACAGCACCGUCCGACUGUUUGACACGCGCAAACCGCUCACACCGCUCACGCAGGCAGAAGUCGGUGGUGGAGUAUGGCGGGUCAAGUGGCACCCCACCGCCCAACGUCAGAACGACUUACUUGUCGCGUGCAUGCACGAUGGCUUCAAAAUCGUCCGCUUUAAUCUUGACGGUGCCGGCAACACCGGUUUUGCGCCGCAGGGUGACGCGCAGGUGCCGCAAUGGCAAAUCACGAAGCGUUUUGAUGAACACACGUCGUUAGCAUAUGGGGUAGAUUGGUCAUUUGGAGGGGCGAAGGAUGGUACUACGCUUGUGGCGAGUUGUUCGUUCUACGACCAUACAUUGCAUUGGUGGAAAGGUUAG